GUGGGUCUUGCUCCUGGAGACUUGUUCUAUGAUCAUUGCCUCGCAGGAGUACAAAGAACAAUUCAAUUUCUCAAUCAAAAGGUUUAUUACCAUCAAACAUCAAUGCCCUAGCAACUAACUCAAUACACGUUGUUAUGAAAAUAUUUGGCUGAUUUUAUGCCUACUGAUGUUAACUCUGCAGAGAGGAAGAAAUCUUGAAUUUGGCGAGCUUGUGAAGGCAAGCUGGGUUGCAAAUACUUUUACUAGCUUUUAUGUCGCCUUUACUGCAACAGAAUAUGGGGAAAAACAAUCUUACCAAGCUCAAGUGUUUGUCUCUCUACAUGAUUACAGUCGAGUUGAGUUUUGGGAGUUCAGGGAAGCACCAUCAAAGGUAAUAACGAUCUUUCAAACCCUCAAUAAUACCUAGUCUUUAUCUGCACGUACGUCUCCAUGAGAUCAGAUGGUUUGAUUUUAUUAUUUCUUUAUGGUUAUUUCCCCUAUUCUCGCAGAAGGGCGACGACGUUGGGAAAGAUUGAAGCAUGCUCUUGUUAAGGUUGCAAUACCUACUCUAAAUUAAAUAAAUUGACUCUGCUUAUCUAUGGAGUACUUUUUCUUGUGUUCUCUCGAGAUGUUGAACAAUCUCUAGGCGUUUUUUUGUUUACAUUGUGAUUCAAUAUUUUCUUGUCGUCCCCUUGAUGUUGUCAUUCUACCUUUUUAUUAUCAUUUGACACAAAGUUUCUUACUUGGGUCAUGCUCUAGCCACCCAAUUAAGAUCAAAUCUAAUCUGAACAAUAAUAAGUAUAUAAAAAAAUAUAUAAGUUGGAGAGACAGGGUUGUAUUCAAUUCAGAUUUUAAAAAAUUUUGAUAGAUUAUUUAAAGUCCCUGGAUUAUGUAAAAUCAAUGAAUUAUUUAUCAUACCCUACCUACCACAUCUCUGGAUUAAAAAAUUUUUGAUUUUUUUUAAGGGUAACCUUCAGGAUCUACGCCAUGGCUGAUGAUUCACCUCAUCCGGAUAAUAUAAUGAAGGACGAAAUGGGAAUCGUUACUGACAUAACUGAUAACCCGCCGAUUGAGUCUCGGCCAGAGUGGUACACAAGUUUUCCAACUGAGACUACAUACGAUUCAGACGGGGAGCCUUUUCUGGCUAAAGAUGAUUCCAUUGCUGAAGACAUGGAAUCUUAUAGGCAAUUCAGGGCUGAUUUUCUUGCCAGUGAUGGUUAUGAUGUCACUCACUUUUUUGUGCCGUCUCCCAAUUUUCGCUAUUUCGUAUGUAAUCUGCUUCGACCUGUGGAUCUUGCUCCUGGAGAUGUGUUCUAUGAUCAUUGCCUCCAAGCAGUACGAAGAACGAUUCAAUUUCUCAAUCAAAAGAGAGGAAGAAACCUUGAAUUUGGUGAGCUUGUGAAGGCAAACAGGGUUGCAAAUACUUCUCUUAGCUUUUAUGCGACCUUUACUGCAACAGAAUAUGGAGAAAAGCAAACUUACCAAGCUCAAGUGUUUGUCCCUCUACAUGAUUACAGUCGAGUUGAGAUUUGGGAGUUCAGGGCAGCAGCACCAAAGGACGGGAGGGUUCGAAUCGAGAAGUUCAACGGUACUGAUUUUGCAUGGUGGAAAAUGCAAAUAGAGGCGUUGCUUGGUGAGUGCGAUUUGGACAUGGUACUGGAAGAGAAACCGGAUGGAAUGGAUAAGGCUGCUGAAGCAAUUUGGGACUCAAAGGACAAAAAGGCAAGAGGUAAAAUUACACUAGCUUUGACGAGGAGUGUGGCGUUUAAUAUCAUGAAGGAAACAACUGCUCGUGGUAUGUUAACAGCUCUGUCAAAUAUGUAUGAGAAACCGUCGGCCGGUAAUAGAGUGUUCUUGAUGAGGGAAUUGUUCAUGAUGAGAAUGAACGAGGGCAGCCCAGUUGCUGAUCACAUUAAUGAGGUCAAUUCGAUCUUGUCGAGGUUGUCAUCAGUAGGCAUGAAGUUCGAUGAUGACACUCAGGCUGUGAUUCUGUUAUCUUCCUUGCCUGAUAGUUGGUCGGGAUUUGUGACAACGGUUACUGAAACUGCUGGAACAGGAAACUUGAAGUUUGAUCGGAUACGGGAUAGUGUUUUGGGUGAAGACAUUCGCCGGAGGAACGCUAGUGGAGGAUCUACUUCUGGGUUACUCAAUGUUAGCAGGGGAAGAGAGGCUGUGGCGGUUACAGUCACGACUGGGUUGGAGCUCGGUGGAGCUUCAACUGUCCUUUCAGGUUAUUAAUGAAGGGGGUGGUUGCAACUAGGGGAUAUAACUGGAGUCUUAGCUUGUUCUUGGGAACUGAAGGCUUGGAGGAAUUGACAGUGAAGAUUACUGAGUUACUCAUGAUGGGUUUACUUGGAUGGCAUUUGUGUCUAUGCGAAAUCCUUCAAGUGGGAGAUUGUUGGGUUAUUCGGUGAAGGCUUUGGAGCUUUGGGCUUUAAGCCCGGUCGGUUAAAGGGAAGAAAUAUGGGGGCCCGGU
Cuscuta campestris is the source of this 2455-nucleotide messenger RNA. The record is from the annotation of a GenBank genome assembly. NCBI's taxonomy places the organism in Eukaryota, Viridiplantae, Streptophyta, Magnoliopsida, Solanales, Convolvulaceae.